Messenger RNA from Strigops habroptila (Kakapo), 2058 nucleotides. It is a transcript of the gene PCBD1, whose product is annotated as pterin-4 alpha-carbinolamine dehydratase 1. The transcript has 4 exons. Gene Ontology annotation, molecular function: 4-alpha-hydroxytetrahydrobiopterin dehydratase activity. NCBI's taxonomy places the organism in Eukaryota, Metazoa, Chordata, Aves, Psittaciformes, Psittacidae. Gene Ontology annotation, biological process: tetrahydrobiopterin biosynthetic process. The record is from RefSeq and is a predicted model, not a curated record. The coding region runs from base 193 to 507 and encodes 104 amino acids.
ACGGCCGCGCCGGCGGAUGACCGCUGCCGGGCAGCGCCUCGGGAAGGCGCGGGCAGCGGUUCGCCGCGGGUAGACCCGGCCCCCUUGCCACGCCUUCCGCCACCCCGGACAAGCCGCGGCACCACCGGGCUACGGUACGGCGCGCACCACCCAGCCCGGAGCGGGGACGGAGGCCGCGGACACCCACGGGCCAUGGCAGGAAAAGCCCACAGGUUGAGCACGGAGGAGAGGGAGCAGCUGCUGCCAAACCUGAGAGCUGUGGGGUGGAAUGAGGUGGAAGGCAGAGACGCCAUCUUCAAAGAGUUCCACUUCAAGGACUUCAACCGGGCCUUUGGCUUCAUGACCAGAGUGGCUCUACAGGCAGAAAAACUCGAUCACCACCCCGAAUGGUUCAAUGUGUACAAUAAGGUUCACAUCACCUUGAGCACCCACGAGUGUGGAGGCUUAUCAGAGCGAGACAUCAACUUGGCCAGCUUCAUUGAGCAGGUUGCAGCUUCCCUCUCCUGAUCAGAGACACACAAAGCCAAAAACCAACUGUGCCGCUGCCACAACUCGCGUCUCGCCUAGACAACUGCACCUAGAGCCAUCCCCCACUUCCAAGCUAGUUCCUGGAUCCAGACUGCCUAACACCAUGCCAAAGUCCCCACCCACAGCUCAGUUGGAUGGAGCCACUUCUUGGGCACUGUGCACAUAUCCAUCUCUGAUCUUGCCAUUUCCACUCUUAAACCCUUCAUUAGCUGAGCGCCACCAGCCCGCAAACUGCUGAGCCUCUGGGGCUUUCAAUAUACCUGCCCUUUUACCAGGAGUCACGUUACACAAUUGCACCAGUAAAUCUUUCCAGAGCCUGACCCCAUCCAGCCACUUACUGUCGUAUUUCUUCUUACUUGCUGGAAUAUGCUUUCUACCUAAAACAUUGUACAUGAACCCUCUGGUUUCUCUGUAACAUACCAGCAACUGUGAUGUGCAAUUUGGUUAUUACUGUAACCUCUCUCUAGCAUUAUUAUAAGCAGGCAUGUGAUGUUGUAACUGGCCUUUAGUAGGAUAUAAACUGAAAAUGUUUACAAUAAAUGUCUUGGUUAACCCAAUGUCAGUUUGGAAGGAGGCCUCACUGUCAAAAUUACACCAACAGGUUUUCCCAAGGCAGGUACUGGCCUGACUGCUCUCAAGAAGGUGCUUCUGCCAGGGAAAAGCUUCUUGAUGAAGCAACGCAGAGAAAUGACACGUGCCUUCACAGGCUUGCACCUCAAAGUGAAUAGGAUCUGAAAGAGAAUAAGAUUAUCAAAGCCAGAGCAGAUCAGAUAAAAACUGCUUGUGCUAAAGUUAGAUGUGUACCAUAGGCAAGGCACAAACACAGGGAAGGCACAACCAAAAGGCAUGAAAGCCCCAUAGCAAGGAGCCAGGGGCUGCUUAUGGUGGAAUACCUCCCAAAAAGAGGCUGUAGGUGGAUUUGGUGGUGUAAGAUCUUCGCUCCAGUAACAAUGAUCACUACAUUCAGGGAGUCUGCAGCCAAAUCUCUGUGUUUCUGGUACAACAGGAACAAUUUGCUGUGAAACCAGCAGUAGUUACUUUAAGCAAAACAGUCUAGAAGAAAUGCUACAAAGCCCCAAUCGAGGUUUGUUGGUGUUUUGGUUUGGGGGUUUUUUUUCUAAAGUUCUAUAAAGUAUUAAAAUCAUAGCUCUUAAAUGACAAUUUCUAGCAUCUCUGAACGUGACACAAGACAUAGCCAUGAACACCACCUCUAUGUUAACAGAAUGAAAAAGCAGCCCUCAGGCAGAGUUAGUAACAUUCAUAAACUGCUCUCCCUGCAACAGACUAGACUGUGCGUGAGCAAAGACCAGGAGUAAUAGGUCCCCAUUCUUUCAAAUGAGCAUCGAAAUGGAAAAAUAAAGAGUUCAAUGAGCCUAAGUAGCUAAAUGCACCAUUUUAAUACAAACUAGGCCCAUUUUCACAAUCUCUUCAUCUAUUUCAGCCUUAAGUUUUACAGUGGCAAAUUAGAGCAAUACAGAAUACUGCCAUCAGAUGAACUCAACCCAUUUGUUCAUUAAAAAGUCAAUGUGU